This is a messenger RNA of Osmerus eperlanus (European smelt), 2705 nucleotides long. It is a transcript of the gene mark4a, whose product is annotated as MAP/microtubule affinity-regulating kinase 4a. Gene Ontology annotation, cellular component: cytoplasm. The record is from RefSeq and is a predicted model, not a curated record. Lineage: Eukaryota; Metazoa; Chordata; Actinopteri; Osmeriformes; Osmeridae. The transcript has 16 exons. The coding region runs from base 612 to 2579 and encodes 655 amino acids. Gene Ontology annotation, molecular function: protein serine/threonine kinase activity; ATP binding; tau-protein kinase activity. Gene Ontology annotation, biological process: protein phosphorylation; microtubule cytoskeleton organization; intracellular signal transduction.
UUUUUGGUCGGUGGAUCUGUCUGUCAGCGCCUCUGAUGGGAGAAGUGGCGCAUCUCACGGACCAACCGUCAGGAAUAUUGGUGAACGUUUCGGCCUUUUUGUGCACAAUAACCUCUGUUUUCACGGAUUAACGCGAACGCGAACGGAUGCACGCAGUGCGAUGGAGAGAAAUUGAAUGAUUAAUAUUAUUAUUAAUAGAAAUUGAGACGGUCCUUCAGAAAGCGUAUUUGUUUUGUGUGCCGAAAUGAGGCAGGGGGUGGAGAGUCGCCACAGUAACGUUGGGCUUUGGCCAAACAUCACCGUAUUUUUAUAGGCUAUUGAGACAUUUAGUUGCGGGUUUGCAUGCUUUGGUGCAAAACGGGCCUACUGAUUUUCGUAAAUUUGGCCCCGAAAAUGCAGCUUGCUUGAGGACCCGAUAUAUCCGUUGCUGCUGCCAUGAUAGGCAGAGGUAUCCUCUCGACCGCGGCUUUGCCGGUUGGAGAAGAAGCAGAUUGAAUGGGACUAGGACGCAUAUGCGGAGAGGCUGAUGUCGGAUGUUAUUAUCUGUGGAGCUUAAUCCUGUAAAUAUCAUACACGCAAACACACAGUAAUUCGGGAAAAACUCAGGGAAAAUGUCUUCUCGUUCUGCGUUACCGUCUGGGAACGACAGGAGUACGGACCAUCACGCGUCCCUGGCGGCCAGCCGCUCAGACAAGGGCACCAGCCUGUCCAGCCGUUCCCUGGGCGCCCGUUGCAGGAACUCCAUCGCCUCCUGCUCCGACGAGCAGCCGCACAUCGGCAACUACCGCCUGCUCAAGACCAUCGGCAAGGGGAACUUUGCUAAGGUCAAGCUGGCCCGUCACAUUUUGACCGGCAAGGAGGUUGCAAUAAAAAUCAUCGACAAAACUCAGUUGAAUCCUACCAGCCUACAAAAGCUCUUUCGAGAGGUACGGAUAAUGAAAGGAUUGCAUCACCCAAACAUAGUGCAGCUGUUCGAGGUGAUUGAGACUGAAAAGACCCUUUACCUAAUCAUGGAGUACGCCAGUGGAGUGUCGUCCGCGACCCAGGCUGAGAACCUUCUCCUGGACGCCGAUGCCAACAUCAAGAUCGCCGACUUCGGCUUCAGCAACGAGUUCACGAUGGGGAACAAGCUGGACACGUUCUGCGGUUCCCCCCCCUACGCCGCCCCGGAGCUCUUCCAGGGGAAGAAGUACGACGGGCCCGAGGUGGACGUGUGGAGCCUGGGGGUCAUCCUCUACACGCUGGUCAGCGGCUCCCUGCCCUUCGACGGGCAGAACCUCAAGGAACUGCGAGAACGCGUGCUGAGGGGAAAGUACCGCGUGCCCUUCUACAUGUCCACCGACUGUGAGGGAAUCCUGCGCAGGUUCCUGGUGCUCAACCCCUCCAAGCGCUGCACCUUAGACCAAGUGAUGAAGGACAAGUGGAUAAACGCAGGGUAUGAAGGGGAGGAUCUCAAGCCCCAUAUAGAGCCGGUCGAGGACUACAGUGAUGCCACUCGCAUUGAGGUGAUGGUUGGGAUGGGCUUUACUCCAGAGGAGAUCAAGGACGCUUUGCUCAACCAGAAAUACAACGAGGUCACCGCCACCUACCUUUUGCUGGGCCUUAAGAACGAGGAUGGGAGUGAGUCUCGUUCAGCCAGCAGCCUGUCUCUGGCCAGGGUGCGGCCCAGCCCCAUCACCAACGGACCAACAAGCACCCCUCCGCCACCGGCUCCUCGUCCUCCUCAUCGUCCUCAGCACAGCAAGACCCCGCGCAGCGCCUCCACGUACCACCGGCAGCGGAGACACAGCGACUUCUGUGGGCCCUCCAUGCCGGUCAUGCACCCCAAGAGGAGCCCCACCAGUACGGGGGAGAGGGAGCUGAGGGAGGGGCGCAUGCCCCCGCGGAAGGCCAGCUGCAGUGUGAUGGGUAGUCGGAGUCUGCCCCCCUCCAGCCCCAUGGUUAGCAGCGCCAACAACCCCAACAAGUCGGAGAUCCCCGACCGCCGCAAGGAAAUGACCGCGACCACGAACAACAUCCCUGGCAGCGCCAUGACCCGCAGGAACACGUACGUGUGCACCGACCGGUCCAGCACCGACCGACACUCCUUGCUGCAGAACGGCAAAGAGAACAGCUCCCUGACCCACCGGCUGCCCCCGGCCUCCCCCUCCACCCUGAGCAUCUCCGGGGCGGGGGCCUCCUCCUCCGGGGAGCGCUGUCGCCUGACCCGCGGCUCCACCAUCCGGAGCACCUUCCACGGGGGCCAGCUGAGGGACCGGGGCCCCCCCGUCUACUCGGCCCCCCCCACCUCCCCGACCCUGUCCCACGACGCCAGCUCGCUCCCCCACGCCCGCAGCCGCGCCACCUCCAACCUCUUCACCAAGCUCACCUCCAAACUCACACGCAGGGUCAAUCUUGACCCUUCUAAGCGCCAAGGCUCAAACAAAUCAGUCUCGGGCUGUACUCUUCCACAGGGAUCAAAAACAGUUAGGUCACAAAUGAACCUGAGGGAGUCAGCAGAUCUGCGCUCACAAGUCGCCAUUUACCUGGGCAUCAAAAAGAGGCCGAGCCCCGGGCCGUCGGACGUGGCCGGGAUCUGAGAGGAGGCGGGCGGCGGGACCCUGCGGAGGUGGUGCUGGCUCUGCGGGAGGCGGCGCGGGGCUGCGGCUGCCAGGUCCGCCACGCCGGCCCCUUCCUGCUCUCCUGCACCCGCGGGGCGGCGGGGG